CUCAUAAUGUCAGAAAACCAAGCGUAUAAAUAUUUUAAUCGUAGGCACGCUGAGUGGAACAUCCUGGGAUUUUUAAACUAUUGUGAUGUGGAGCCAUUCGAUAUCAAGAUAGACUAUUAUUUAAAAUGCCUAGAGACAAUGGUUAAUCGUGAACAAGGUAACCGGCAGAAAAAAGCAAGGAGCUUAUCGAUAGAUACAGAAAUGCAAGAUCCUCGACCUGAUCGUAUAAUGGCUAGACAAUGGGAACAAGAGCGCUCACGAAAGCAAAUUCAUGUUCAUCAACCGACAUAUACGGAAAUUUCGAACACUGGAACUAUCUAUGGAGGGAUAAUCAACACCAAAACUUUCGGUGCGAAUACAAAUAUACUCAGAGAGGAACAAGGAGAGGACAAUUGUGGGGGUCAAACUCAAAGAUGGGCAAAAAAGAGAAUAUCAUAUUUUGAAUCAGAAACCGAUGACGAAGAAUUUGAGGAAGAGUGUGUGUUAUUAUUUGAACCUUCGGAAUUAUCAACAAUCCGAAAGAUGGUCACAGAAACUGAAAAAAUUUCAGAUGGCUGGGAAGUUAAGCUAUUGAAAUGGCAACAACACAGCCUUAAUCAAUUAGAUCAUGGAAUUCAGUACCCAUCAAAGCGGAACAUACACUCAGAUGAGAUUGCCGAUAUUCAAUCACGCGUAAUCUCAGAGUUCAAGAUGAUAGAAAUUCCAAAUGGAGUAAAGGAGUUUGUGCGAGAAAAUAAAAAGGAUUAUCAACAAGAUAGUCUGGAAGAGAUUGAAAGAUUUCUAAAGCAAUAUGUCGGGAACCAAUUCAGGGAUAGGCUACUAAACAGAGCAUUUUUUAGACUUUUGGAAGAAUGUGUACUGUUGGAUCCCUCAACAGACACGAAUGAAUUGACGGAGGGAACGAUUGAUGUGGCAUCUAAUGCAUCUAAAUUGCGUCGAGGCCAUCGUGGUCGAAUACCAGAUUACAAGCUGAAUAAUAAAAAUGGAACUCGUUCAGCUGUAUUUGAUGCCAUAGACUAUGAUAUUAAUCAGCGAAAUAUACAACCAUAUGAGGCGAAACGAAUCAUAAUAUUUAUUAAUGGCUUUAAAAUGACUGUGUGUGUUAUGAAAUUACAUUCUUCCGGAAUAUAUCUAUUGGUAGAAGUGGCGUCAUGUACUAUUCCGAAAACUGCUAGAGAUCUAGAGCAAAUUAUGAUCCUUUACCAAAUUUUAAUGAGUAUUCGGGAUGUUGCGGUAGAAGUGUUGGGCGAGAGAUCCUGUACUACACCACUUCAAACAAAUUAUAAAGAUUGGCUACGUCCAACUGCUAGUACACCCACCACACUUAAAACUGACUGA
This is a messenger RNA of Ambispora leptoticha, 1338 nucleotides long. NCBI's taxonomy places the organism in Eukaryota, Fungi, Glomeromycota, Glomeromycetes, Archaeosporales, Ambisporaceae. The record is from the annotation of a GenBank genome assembly.